AUGGCGACAGCGGCGGCGGGAGCCCUAGGCCUGUUGUGGGGCUGGCUGUGGAACGAGCGCUUCUGGUUGCCCCAGAACGUGAGCUGGGCCGACCUCGAGGGGCCGAGCGACGGCUACGGCUACCCACGGGCCCGGCAUAUCCUCUCGGUAUUCCCGCUGGCGGCGGGCAUAUUCUCCGUGAGGCUACUCUUCGAGCGGUUCAUUGCCAAACCUUGUGCCCUCCAUGUUGGCAUCCAGGACAGUGGUCCUUAUCAGGCCCAAUCCAAUGCCAUCCUUGAAAAGGUGUUCCUAUCUAUCACCAAGUGUCCUGAUGAGAAGAGGCUGGAGGGCCUGUCAAAGCAACUGGACUGGGAUGUCCGAAAAAUACAAUGUUGGUUUCGCCAUCGGAGGAAUCAGGACAAGCCCCCAACGCUCACUAAAUUCUGUGAAAGCAUGUGGAGAUUUACUUUCUAUUUAUGUAUAUUCUGCUACGGAAUUAGAUUUCUCUGGUUGUCACCUUGGUUGUGGGACACUCGACAGUGCUGGCAUAACUAUCCGUAUCAGCCUCUCACAAGUGGGCUUUAUUACUAUUACAUCAUGGAACUGGCCUUCUAUUGGUCUCUUAUGUUUUCUCAGUUUACAGACAUUAAAAGAAAGGACUUCCUGAUCAUGUUUGUGCAUCAUUUGGCCACCAUUGGGCUCAUCACCUUCUCCUACAUUAACAACAUGGUUCGGGUGGGAACUCUGGUCAUGUGUCUACAUGAUGCCUCAGACUUCUUGCUGGAGGCAGCCAAGCUGGCCAAUUAUGCCAAGUAUCAGAGACUCUGUGACACCCUUUUUGUGAUCUUCAGUGCUGUUUUUGUGGUCACUCGUCUAGGAAUCUAUCCAUUCUGGAUUCUGAACACGACCCUCUUUGAGAGUUGGGAGAUGAUUGGGCCCUAUCCCUCCUGGUGGCUCUUCAAUGGCCUUCUCCUGGUCCUACAGGUUCUACAUAUCAUCUGGUCCUACCUAAUUGCACGAAUUGCUUUUAAAGCCUUGAUCCGAGGAAAGGUGUCUAAGGAUGAUCGCAGUGAUGUGGAGAGCAGCUCAGAGGAAGAAGAUGUGACCACCAACACCACAAAAAGCCCCUGUGGCAGCAACUCCAGCAAUGGUGCCAAUCGGGUGAAUGGCCACAUGGGAGGCAGCUACUGGGCUGAAGAGUAA
This is a messenger RNA of Orycteropus afer afer, 1182 nucleotides long. RefSeq names its product ceramide synthase 5 (gene CERS5). The coding region runs from base 1 to 1182 and encodes 393 amino acids. NCBI's taxonomy places the organism in Eukaryota, Metazoa, Chordata, Mammalia, Tubulidentata, Orycteropodidae. The transcript is spliced from 10 exons. Gene Ontology annotation, biological process: ceramide biosynthetic process. Gene Ontology annotation, cellular component: membrane. Gene Ontology annotation, molecular function: sphingosine N-acyltransferase activity; DNA binding. The record is from RefSeq and is a predicted model, not a curated record.